Messenger RNA from Oncorhynchus keta (chum salmon), 4726 nucleotides. It is a transcript of the gene tmem82, whose product is annotated as transmembrane protein 82. The coding region runs from base 3549 to 4592 and encodes 347 amino acids. The record is from RefSeq and is a predicted model, not a curated record. Lineage: Eukaryota; Metazoa; Chordata; Actinopteri; Salmoniformes; Salmonidae. The transcript has 6 exons.
AGCAUACUUAAAUUCACACAGGACACCAGAUAAGACAGGAGAAGUACUCCAGAUAUAACAGACUGACCCUAGCCCCACCGACACAUGAACUACUGCAGCAUAAAUACUGGAGUCUGAGAAAGGAGGGGUCAGGAGACACUGUGGCCCCAUCCGAUGAUACCCCUGGACAGGGCCAAACAGGCAGGAUAUAACCCCACCCACUUUGCCAAUAGCAUUAGGUCUAUGUCUACAUAAAUGGCUUAGCACCCCAGUGUUGAAGAAAAUGUGUUUUUAAUUCAAGUCAUUUAAGUUGAUAUUUACAGUUAAAAUAUAUAUAAAUAAUGUAAUUGAAUUCAUUGCUGACAAUUUUGGGGAUUUUCUGGCCCGGAAAAUUAGGCUACUUAUGUUUCCAUACUGUAAAAUCUUCAACGUACUGUCACCCAUUGGCGGUAUUAUUCCUUACGUCAUAAUUAUAGAUAUUACCACCAUCUGGCAGCAGUCGGGCUAGUAAAAUAUUUUAUGAACAGCGCUGACAAUAACCCUUUUCAUGGCUUUCUGCCUGACAUCCUCAUGAAGACAGUUGGCAAUAAUUGGAGAGAUCUCGAGUACAUUUAAGUACAGGUACAGCAUAGGCAACCUCAACAGACCAAUAUAGUCACAUAUCAUUAAUCUUUCUCUGAUAGGUAGGAAAGCCCGACAGUCAAAGACACCAAACAAGGAUGGUAGACAAAGAUCAAACUAAGUUAAGAGGCAAGCCACACUUGUUUUGAACGUCUAAGAAACUGUCUUUGCAAGAAUAACCAUUUGACAUAGACUACUGGUUAUAAACUACAUGCAUAAAUCUGUCGUUGGCUAUUUUAUUGCUAUAGUAUAUGCUCAAUGCAAGCUUGUGCUGAUUUGUAGACUACAGAAAGUACAGUAGGGGAGUGGGGUAAGUUGAGCCAAAGGGGUAAGUUGAACUUGAGCCUCCCUUAUUUCUAGGAAACCACACAUAAAAGGUAUUAUUUAUCAGUGAAGGAAGAAACAUGAAAAAAGUGGUAAGCAAGUUAGGUAAAACAAAUAAAAGAUUUUCACCAAGUCAAAUUAAUUUGUGUUAGAGGUAUCGUGAUGCUUGUAUCUAAACCAAAGUAGUUCAUUUUAAGAUUGUUCUAUGCACCAGUUGGUGGUCUCUAUAAGCUUCAAUAUGAGGUCCUAAACCUAGCAUGAAAGUGCAUCAUUGUAGUUGUGUGGGCUAAUAUAGUCAAAAUGUUUGCCAUUGGGUAAGUUGAGACAAUGGACAUGGGUUAAAUUGAGCCAGUGUUUGAGACAAUGGCCAGUUAAGAAAAUUCAAGUGUUGUCUUCCCAGGUGUAACGCAAGCAUUAUUGCUUGGAUAUGAGGUAACAGGACCUGGCCUAUGUUAAGUGUUUAAAAAAGUACAAAGUGUUUGGUAGUUGUCAAGCCUGUGUUAAAAGAUGCUUAAUAAAAUGAUUAAAAGACAAAAAAAAUAUUGUGUUUGGGAAAUAAAGAUUAGACAUGUUUUUAAAAAGUAGUGGUAAUAUUUUAUUCUGCACAAAAAUGUGUAGGUUGCUUAACUUACACUGUCCCGUGGCUCAACUUACCACAUUCCUGGGGUAAGUUGUGCCAAGAGGCCACUUUAUAUGGACAAGCUGUUUUCAAAACUGUACAAUGUUUACAUUAAUUAUGAUUAUUUCCAGGGAUACACAACAUCCUGAAAUAUAUGUACUGUAGAUGUUUUCAAAUGGUUGAAACUGUUAUUUAAAGGCUCAAUGCAGCUGUUUUUAUAUCAAUAUCAAAUCAUUUCUGGGUAACAAUUAAGUACCUUACUGUAAUAGAUUUACAUUCAAAUGGGAAAAAAUGGCUUUUUAGCAAAAACUAUUUCUCAAGCAAGGAUUUUGCUAGGACUGUCUGGGAGUGGUUUGAGUGGGAAGACAAAAUGAAAACUAGGUUUGGAAAUCUCUUUGUUGUUGGUCUAUUAACCAAUUUACGCAUGUUGAAACUCUCGCCCCUGCAAACGUGCCGAUUAGAAGGUUGUGUAGAUUAUAUUUUCAACCAACAACUAUCAGGAAUUAACACUGAUCAAAUUACUUUUUACAGUGUUAAUUGCAUCAGCUGUUGUACCGUAUGAUAUAAAACACAGAAAAAAUACAAAUGUAACCUUUAUUUAACUAGGCAAGUCAGUUUUAAGAACAAAUUCUUAUUUUCAAUGAUGGCCUAGGAACAGUGUCUUAACUGCCUGUUCAGGGGCAGAACAAAAUAUUUGUACCUUGUCAGCUCGGGGAUUUGAACUUGCAACCUUUCAGUUACUAAUCCAACACUCUAACCACUAGGCUACCCUGACACCCCAUUGAUGAUUACACAUGAGCUACACUGUUAGAAUUUAAGUGAGAAUUUAUUUAAGUUUUAGAAGAAAAUUUGAACGCACACGAAAUGCCUCUGAAGUCAUGAACUCAAUGAUAUCACAAUAUAUAAAUCAAAUUGUAUUCGUCACAUGCUUCAUAAAACAACAGGUUUGGGCUAACAGUGGAAUACUUACUUAUGGGCCCUUCCCAACAUUGCAGAGAAAACGGAAAUAGAAACAUAAUAGAAAAGUAAAACAAGUAAUGAGCUCUAGUCAAUGAACAGCAUUCUCAUGUACAAUAAGUGUUCCUUUUGUCCAAGUGGGAAAGGACAGUGUGGAGUGCAUAGAAAUUGCAUCAUCUGUGGAUCUGUUGAGGCAGUAAGCGAAUUGGAGUGGGUCCAUGGUGUCUGGGAUGAUGGUAUUGUGAGCCAUUACCAACCAGCCUUUCAAAGCAUGUCAUGUCUACAGAUGUGAGCUCAUAGAAGGCAUUUAGCUCAUCUGGUAGGCUUGUGUCACUGGGCAGCUCAUGGCUAGGUAUCCCUUUGUAAUCUGUGAUGGUUUGCAUGCCCUGCCACAUCCAUUGAGCGUCAGAGCCGGUGUAGUAGGCUUUGCCUGUUUGAUAUAGGUGACUUAGUUAUGCUACUGGGACAAUCACCGGAUUUUUGAUACUCUUAUACAGAGUGAAUUACAGUAGUGAGUUUUUGUUGUACUUCCAAACACAUUAUUUCCACUGUUUUAUCUAGUGAAGGUUUAUUUUAUUAAAAUAUAACUUUUACAUUUAAGGUAUUUUUGCCACACAUUUUUGGUUGUAGAGUAAUUACACUGGUUGUUUCUACAACAAUUAAGCGUUGUUUAUUUAAAAAUACCUUUUUUUAAAUGAAUUUCACAUACAUUUUUGUCUCACAAUGACUGCCCACGACUGACCUUUGAACGGCACAAUGACUGAGCAAAGCGUAGUUAUUUAAUCACAGAGAAAUAGACAGAGAUAGUCAUUUAAACUUUUGAAAUGAUUCAAGUAUUUUGUCAAUUGACCAACUGGCAUGGUCUUAUCUUUUAUCGAAAUAUAACUGUUGCAAUUUAAUGACCCAUUUCUGAAAUUAGCCUAUUUUUCAAUUCAAAGUGUAUUGGUCAUGUGCACACGAUAGGGUGUAAACCGGCAAUAGGUUUGAUAUCGAAACUAGCUAUAGCUCUAGGGAAUCAUUAGUCCAAUAUUCUAGCGAUUUAACGAAAAUGUUAUCUUUAAUUACAUCGUUUCUUCCGAGUUUACCUGGAUGGCUGACGCUCGAUGCAACCCCCCUGGACAGUCUACUCCAAGGACUUAUCGGCGCAUGUGGGAUCUCUGUUCUCUGUAACCUGUUGAGAGUACACGUAUUCUUAGAAGCUGAAAGUUCAAGCAACAAAAGCAGCAGUAAAGAGACAUCUAUGCAGAAGAAAUCAAGGCAUCAAGCCAAUGCUACAUUUGGGCUGAGUGGAACUCUCCAGUUCUUGUUCCUGUCAAUGAUGCUGGCUGUAGUGGGCUCUCGGGUUGCCUCCCUGGUGGUUCUAGAGUUCUCCCUCAGAGCAGUGUCAGCUUGGGUCACAGCUGGACCAGAGUCCAGUAGGUUCCUACAGCAGCUGCUGGUCCAGUGCCAGUUCUCCCUGGGUUGUGCCCUCAGCUGCAGUCUCCAUUUCCUCCACGAGGGGGCGCCGCAGCGCUGGCUCUGCCUUCUCCUAGCUGCAGGACUGAGCUGGUUCCUGGCCAGCCAGACUGGGCGCCUAAGGCUCCAUGUCACUACACUGUACAAACUACACAGUUCCCAGCACUACUGUGGAGUGUGCAUUGCACUGCUUACAUCAGGUUGCUCUUUGUUACCACACCUGACCAGGGCUCUUAUGCUCAGCUUUGCAGUGGCUGCCAUUUCCGCCAUAUCUAUAAUAAACAAACACUUCCUCUCAGCUACAGAAGCCCUCAGGUUCUGGACUCCACUGACAAUCUGCUACACACUGCUGGUGGUGUAUAUGCAGGAGGAGCAACAUCGCCAGCCAAGUGGCCAAGCUGUUAUAAACACAGUGGUGGUGCGUCUGGGGGGGCUCAUGGUCCUGAUGCUGACUGUCGGCCACUGGGCAGAUGUGCUCCAUAUCCUUCUGUGCUUCCUGGGUGAGGCUGGCUGUCUGAUACCCUCCAGAGACCUGUUGGAUGCUACAACACAGGAUAUGGAGGAAGUUCCCAGACAUUCCCAGGGUAGUGAGAACCGUAGGAGACACCUGACACCUGGUAAAGACCACCAGAGUUAAGUCAUGGGAAGAAACUAUUUGUGCUGGGAAUCUUUCCUAGCAAUAGUCUAUUAUAUUCUAUGAUUAUAAGUGUUGCCUUUUAUACCUAGGAAGGAUAUAAUGAAAAUAAUAAUAAAAUUGUAUUAUGACACAUC